Molecule: messenger RNA, 13590 nt
Organism: Xyrichtys novacula (pearly razorfish)
Lineage: Eukaryota; Metazoa; Chordata; Actinopteri; Labriformes; Labridae
Source: the annotation of a GenBank genome assembly
AAUGUGUAGGGACUCGUGAAAAGGAACACGGCAGAAGUGGACUUUCAUACAUUUUAGACGGCUGUGUUGAAUUGUCAACGACACUCUUUUGGUAGCGUUUGUAAGACUGGAGGUGCGCCUUCAAAGGUAAUAUUAUUUUGUAUUGAAGACGUACAGCAUUUGUUCUUAUUAGUAAACCUUCCGAGCUUGCUGGUUGCUCACACUAACCGCUAACCUGAAGUCAUAGCUAUCGUUACAACCUGCCAGUGUUGCGUUUAAAAGAGUGACCGUGCGAUUUGGGGACUUUCGGCCAAUACAUCGGUGAUUGUCGUGGUUGUAGUACUCUCUGAAACACGAGAGGAAAGGCGAAUGUAACCUGAUUUAUUUUGUAUCAUAACGUUAAAAUACACUCAUAAUAUCUGUCUGUUGUGAGUUCACAGCGGCUGCUGUAACUACAGGAACCACCGGCACGAUCGUCUAAAUUUCGCAAGGUCACAUCUUAAAGCGAAACACCCGGUUCUAAUAUUGGGUCAGUGUUUGACUGUGAAACACCUGUUUAAAACACAUCGGUUGUUGAAAAGUGCUGUUACACGAUUAUUACACAGGAGGUUUUGUUGUGUUGUCACAAAGUUUAGUGAUUAAUACGACGUAAAAAGUGAAAAAAAGUGAAAUGAUAAUUUACUUUCUCUUUAAAAUCCACCAUUUUCUUAUGUUUCACUUCUCUCAUAAUGUAAGUCCAAAACACACAAUGUAAAUACAGGAAAUACUACAACCAUCUACCUCUUGAAUGUGAAGCAACCUUGCUCAUGACAAAUUGACUCACAAGAAGUGCAUAAACUCACCAAAAAGAGUAUAUUAGAAAUGUAAUGUGUUCUUUCUACUGUCUGGCCAUGUUGUUAAUUGUAUGUUUUAUUGACAUCAAUUUUGACAAAAUCAUGAACAUUUUGCCUGUGUAUUCAUUAUAUGACAUGUUUGGUUCUCUUCCCUUGUGUUUUGGUGGACUUACUGUUUUUCUGUUCAUAUUUCAGGUAAAUCAGAAUGGCUCAAGUGAUACCAGACAAGGUGAUGACAAAUAUGGCCCUAAUAAAUGAAUUGGUGGAUGUGGCAAAAGAUGCAGCACUUCUACACGGUGUACUUAUGAGGAUUAAAGAGACCCCCAACUCCUCAGAGGUAAGGGCUGAUCUCACGUGAAUUAUAUACAUUAUUAUUAAUUAUUUAUUAUUAAUGAUAUAUAUUAUUAUUAAUUAUUAUGAGAUAUUCUUUGCCUUAUUUGGUAUUCUGAGAUAGAGCACUGUCUGAUACGGGGAAGGAAAAACUUGAUCAACCAGUUAAAUUUACAGCCCAGUUCUCUGUCUUUUAUAUUUGCAACUUUAGUGACUGUGAACUGCUUGGACAACACAGAAUGUGAGCAAACAGGUUUGAGCAAUUUCACACUCUUACGCGUGUGCAAGGGAAAUGAAGUGACUGAAUUCCUCCAUAAUUGUUAAAGAAAAGAACUCUGAAGCAUCACAGCUAUUCUUGAGUACUCACUUGUGUUUUUGUGUGAUCAAGCACAAAUGAGCUUGAGCCACUUAACAGGGGAAUAGCUGGCUCCACCCUUCUACAAAAACAGACAUGUUCAAUGUUAAGCAAUGUAGGGAAUUCGCCUUGCUUAAGGGCACCAGAUGCAAGGAAGCUAUUUAUUGAGCUUUUAUUUGCAUUUGCAGGGAUCUUCUGCAGAAACCUUAAUCUACAUUCCUUACAUGCCAUGUCCAGUGAUUAUAUUUUUGGCCCUGUACAAUUACAAUAUCAGCAUUCUUACCAUCAUUUUUACAUGUUUUUCAGUUGGUGACCUACGCUCCAUUUACGCUCUUCCCCACACCUGUGCCGAAGGCCGUUUUCCUGCAGGCCCUCGCAGUGCAAACUCACUAUAACACUCUGGUGGACAAGAUCAGCCAGGAUCCAGACUUUCUACAGGAGGCUCUGGCUAGGUAUCAAAUAAGACCACAUUAAUCAUUGCAAGUGCAGAAGUGUGGAAAUGUGGCUACACUCUACAGCUUAAAAAACAGUUUGCAUGAAACUGCACACAUUUUUUUCGAGACUUAAACUAUGUGACAUUUUUUGUUUUUUAGCACUGUUGCAGUUGAUGAUUUCACAGCAAGGUUAUUCAGGAUUCACCAACAAAUCCUAAAAGAAGGGAGGUCUCAGGUAGGUCUGCACUCCCUAAAGUUGAUGAUGUUUUAAUUUUCAUUUCAGUGCAAAGGAAUUCAAAUCGGUACAUUGUGAAGUAUGCAUCAUUGUCUAGAUUAUAAAUCAAAACAAGUAAAUGCAACUUCAUCACAGCUCAUCAAAAAUACAGCAGCCAAGAACACAAUUUCAUGUAAAAAAAGUAGAAGAAAUGAUUCAGACAUUAGACAGUGUGAGUGAGCAAAACUCCGACAUUGGACAUAGAGGUCCUGCUCACCCUGUAUGGGUUUUCCAAUUUGCAUUAUCACCCACUCACUAUACACUAUUCCACCUAUCGCUGGGCUUUCUACCAAAGACAGGAAAGGGUUUGAAUAAAAUGCUGAUUUAAAAAAUGACUUUAUGGAUUUAGAAAUGAUUUAUUUAUUUAUGCAGCCUAAAAAGUCCCUCAGAUUCCAUGGCAACAGAGUCUUGUCAGAUUUCUUGAAAGAUGAUGAAUUAUCAACAUGAUCAUUUCAGUUCUGAGUUAAGUUGAAACAUUAACCUGCUGAUUUGUCACAAUCCACAUUACAAGAAACAUUUCUGUCAAAUGUAGCUGAAUAUGAAUGGCGAGAAUGUGAAUGAGACUUAUGCAGGAAUAUUGGUUUUGCCAUUGAGAAGUAAUCACUGUUGUUAUUGGAGCUCCACUGACUACAGUUUUUUAGAGGCUGAUGCUGAUACUGAUAUGAGAGAGCAGGUCAGCCAAUGACUGAUAUAUAAUGCCAAUAUCACAUGGUGUUUAUUUUUUUUUUUCAUUUGACAAAAUACAAAACACAUCUCUUCAUAAAUACUAGCGAAUUAAGAACAAAACUGCUGAACUCCAGAGAAUAUUCAAUCAGACAGACUUCAGUCAGGCAGUAUUCAAACAGCUGAGCCAUACAUGCUUAUCUGCUCUUCCAUUUCAAAGUUUUUUCUUUUUAAUUCAUAGAGGCUACACGUUUCUGGAAAGUUAAUCCAACUUCUAUGUCCAACACUGCACCAUGAAUUGAUAUUCUCCCACAAAAUAUGAAAUAAUGUAGAAGGAUCAAGACUUUUUCAUUCCUCAAUUUCCUUAUAUUGCAGUUUUUUAACAUGGAUAAGAUUUUUUGUUGUAUAUUUGUCAAAUGAACAGCUGAAGGUCAGUGAUAAAAAGACUAGAAGAAAAAGGCGGAAAUGGUUGCAGAAUGAGCUCCGUUUAUAUAGUUUUGUUAUAACCUCCCAAUUGCAACCUAACAAAUAGAAAAGUUCUGUACUUUGACCUCUGUUCUUCUCUUUUGAAACUUCUUAUAAGUGGUCCAACAGCCUCUAUUUCCACAUUUACUGUCAUAUUAACAUAUUGUGUCAUGCCAGAUACUUUUUAGUGACCUAACUUCUUCUCUGCUGUCCUGCUCCCUAUAGUCUGUUGUUUUGGGUCUCAAUCGAUCUGACUACAUGUUGGACCAGAAACAGGACGGGUCAUCAUCUUUGAAACAAAUAGAGAUCAACACCUUUGCAGCCAGUUUUGGGGGUCUCUCUUCAAGCACGCCAGAUGUACACAGGUGAGUCUAUCCAUAAGCAUAUCACUCACAAGGCUUUAUGUAUUUAUGAUUAGAUUAAUCGAGGAACUCAGUCAGUUUUCAUUUGUAUUGAGCUGUCUCAUAAUAAAAAGGAUCUUUUUAGACUCUUUAGUCUAAAAACCACUUCCAGAUGUGAUUAAAAUGAAGAUAUAACAAUCAGAGAGAGAAAUUAUAAGAUGUUUGAAAGAAAUUAAGAACUAUUAGCUUCGGUUAACUUAACUCUGACACGAUUAUUGUUCAUACUGUUUGACAGACACAUUUUGAGGGUCGCUGGAAGACUGGAGGAGAGCCAGUGCAUCCUUGACAACAACCCAGCAGCUGGUCUGGCCAGAGCUGUCGCCAAAGCCUGGGAGCUGUAUGGAUCGGAGAAGUAGGAACUAAUUACUUCCACUUUAAACUGCCUAAUUAAACCACAUGUCCUGUCUUUCAUGACACUCAAGGCCCAGUGCAAUCUGCAUAAGAUGAAGAGCUGGCUGCAGUGACUGUACUGACCAAAGUGAAUUGAGUAUAAUCAUCUUUCUAGAUGAAUAUUCAGACUCUUGCUUUCUUAUGUCAGCUGAUGACAUUAGUACCAUAACCUGGUUUAAUGUUUUUUUAAUAUCUUUUUGCGUAGGGGAUGUUUUGUCCUAAUUUGAUCGAAAAUAUAGACUUAUACUGUGUGUAAUAAUCAUAGACUGUACAUAGAAUGGAUGCCAUCUGCCUCCGAGCUGGGGAAAGCCACUCUGAGAACAGCACCCUCUGGUGACGAGCUGCAGUAUAGGUCAUAAAUCCCGCCUCCUCCAGCAAUCCUUAUGGAGCUGUGGACUAACUUUAGAAAUUAACUACACAGAAUAUAAAUUUUUCUCCCCCCUGCCUGGGAUGUUGACAUGUAGUUAUUGUAAGACUGGUUUGUGCUCAAGUCCUCUUUUUUCUGUGAAGUUCCGAUUUUAAAAGUUAUUAGGGGGUUCAUGCUUUCUUUGAUUGACACUUGAUACAGCCUAUGGGCGGACAAAGAUUGUGUAGCUCACCUGGGGGAUAUGCUGUUUGAGCCAAGUGCCAUCACAGCGACUCUCCCGCCGAAUGCGUACAACGCUACUGUGCAAAUAGUGGUUCCAGGUUCCAGGAAGUGAAUAAAAUCCCAGAAAUAUUGAGAGAAAUUCGGCUUCAAAUUCUUUUAACGAUGGAAGGUGGAACAAAGUUGUCCAUAGUAUAUACAGUCUAUGGUAGUAACCAUUUGUCACUUAUAACUACAAGUAGCAAAGUGCCAAAGAGAGUGUUUUUACAGGAGCGACUGUUUUCUUUGCAGAGCGGUUGUCAUGUUCCUGGUGGAAGAGAACCAAAGAAACAUUUUUGAUCAGCGAUACAUUGAGAGUGAACUGUGGAAGAGGUGAGCGUGAGUACAGAGCAAAACACUCUUUCAGUACACAGGCAUUUCUUUGUGUGACGCUUCAUUAACAUGAGGAAUAUUUUAGAAAUUAAAUGUAAAGCAACUGGUCUGUGCUGUGAGUAGUUUUUUUGUUUUCAGCUGAUAUUGUGAAUGUUUUUUCAGAAACAUUCGCACAAAGAGACAUCGGUUUGAUGAUGUUUGUAAAACAGGCCUCCUUGAUCAAGACAAGAGACUCUUUGUGUAAGUCUGUUCAGUUUUGUUUAAUGUAAUUCAUGAAUGGUGUUUAAUGUAUUGUUCAACGCAAAGGGGUCUGUGUCCACUAAAGAUGUAUUUUUGUGCUGCCUGUGCCUAUGGUGGCGGUGCAGGACUUCAGCACUGGCCGAGUUAAAGGGAUAUUCCUGCGUAAAUAUAAGUUAUGGUCAAACACAAUGUGACACUGAGUUAGACACCCGCUCGAGAGAUAAAUGUUGCCGACUGCUUGCUUCUCUAGUUAAACCAACUUUAAUAACAACCGCACAAUAGCAAUACACAGCAGUCUACGUCUCCACGCACAAACCCUAACCAACUCAGGGGGUCUAACUCGGUGUUAUGGUGUGUUUGACCAUAACUUAUAUUUAUGCAGGAAUAUCCCUUUAAGUGAAAUCAGUGUCAGCUGUUUUUUUGUCAGAGCUCUCAGGUAAAUAAUCUCAGCUGUUGAAACACUAGCAAAAGUGGUGAUUUUACUUCUCUGUUACUGAUCAAUCAAAAUCAAGACGGAACAAGACUCAAAUGACAGAGGUCCAUUUUGGAGAGAAACUAACCACACUUGCUAUUUUAAGGUUCAGUUUCUUCAUUGUUAAACUGACUGAAUAGUCACUACAAGAGGAAGCCAAUGUGCCAUGAGGACAACUUUUCUGUAGAGCACUAAACACUAGAGUAUGUGGCAGCAGUGGACACAGGGAGCAGUGAUUCAUACCAAGUGUAUUGACUGUGCAUUCAUGGUCUUUUUUCUAGUGGUGGUGAAGAGGUUGCAGUGGUGUACUUCAGGAACGGCUACAUGCCUCAGAACUACACAUCUGAACAGGUCUGUACUUUAAUCUGAAUUUACGGCUGUACUUGUUUUAAUAAACCAAGUACACACAAAUAGAUAUAUCUUUAUAGAGAAGGAACAGACAAGUGUUAACAUGCAUUGUGAGACGCCUGAGUUUGCAUAUCCAUUUUUAAGUAAGGAACUUGUUAAUAUUAAUUAACUGGGUUUUUUUUUUCAUUGGAAUGAAACCAGACAAACUAACAGUAAUCAGAGAACAUCAUAAGCUAGUAAUUUAAUCACAAAAUAUGAAUUUAACUGAAGCAAAUUAAAGUAGAUUGAAUAUAUCAGCUAAUCAAACCAUAAGGGGGUGUAUUUUAUUGUUCCUCGUGGUUAUACAAAUGUAAAAAUUCUAUCGUGUAAACGCUCCCUCGUAGUAUGAGUGUGUGUUGAGUGCUCUAACUCAUUCUGUCACUGUUGUAAACACAGGGUCACAUGCUCUCUGCCCACUAGUGAAGGAAAAGUAAACUUCUUUCUGCUCUGUUGCCUCUUUGUUUUGUUAGGAAUGUUGUCAAAGCAAGAGCAGGAACCUAAUGUAUAAAGUAGGCGUCCAAUCAGAAAACAGGUUGAGUAUCCAUAGCUUGCAGCCUCAUUAGAUGCAAGAGCACUGUGGUGCGGGAGGAAAGACUUUAUUCACAUUCAUAAUCCUUGUGUUUCACGUCCUUACAAUUCAAAGAUCAACUGUGGACUGAAAGCUUUUGUUUCAUGGGCUGUGUCCUGAUUUCCUGCUUGGCCUUACUCUUUGUUUAUCUGCCCCUCUGGGUGUAGCAUGCCCUGUUCCUCUUUGGCAAAGAGAGUUUUGGAUCAUGAGAACAUCCAAAUUCCCAUGUGGCUUUGCAAACGGAGGCAGCCCAAUGUGUAACAUUGCCAUGAAUGCUUGAAAGGAUAUCCAUAUCUUGGCGCAUAGCUAUUCAAAUGUGAAAAUCUCUUGUUGUUUCAAAGACACAUGUUCAGUGAUCAUUAUAGCAGGCAUCUCAGAAAGAUGUCAGAGAAAUCACAUGCCUCGUAGCUGUUCCUGAAGAGAUACUUUUCAGUCAUGUGCAAUCCAAAACGCAGAAUAGGACAGGGUAGGGUAUUAAAAAUAGGACAAAGUCCUCUACCAAGAGCAUGCACCCCCAGGCCACACAAACCUGCUUCAGUGUUGACCUUUUUUGACCCUGUGUUUUUUGUCAGAGCCUCUUUGUUAGCGCAGCUUUUGGUCAAAAUGUGGCCUCAUUCUAAAGAAUGGAGGGGAUGUGUUUUUUCACGCACAGCUCUUGUCGUGACCCCCUAUUGAGUCUGACAGUUGGGCAUGUGACAGUAUGUAGUCCUUGUGUUUUGACAGUGUUAUAGCCAGCUUGUAGUUCAGUGUUGAAUUGAAACUCUGAUUUCAAAAACAACCUCUAGAAAAAAAAUUAAAGAAAACUGUGAAGUUUUUAUUUUUCAAAUGAUGUUCAACUUUUUUAUGCAAAGGAAGAACCAGGUCUAUCUUCAUUGACCAAUCGCACACAUUACAGUUGUGAGUGAAAGUCAGUUCACCCUUUUUAAAAAAAUGUAUUUUAUUUAUUUAUUUAUUAAAAAAUUAACCUUGAUAUUUAUAGUCUCUCUGGUGAAUAGGAAAAAAAGACACUAUUAUCAGAAAUCAUUAAUGCACAGUAACUUUUUAUUUUAUAAAUAAAUUUUGUAUAGUAUGAAAUUUUGUAAUUUUGUAUUUUUUAUAAAAUACAAAAUGACAAAAAUAAAAAUCAUCUUUUUGGCAUGUGCAAGUGUCAGGGCAUCCUGAGAGCUUUAAAGUGUCUGGUCUUUAAAGAUUCUUUUUAGAAGCUCAGACUUUCACCAGCUCAUUGGUCCUGAAGCAGGUGUCAACAAUUCUCAUCAGGGAGCACCAGCUUGUGCCAAUUUAAGGGGUUUCAACUCUACAAACCUUGUGCAUUCAUCCAGCAACCAUGGGUUCCUCUAAGAAGCUGUGUAAGACAGAAAAAAUGAAAGGGGAGGGCUACAAGAAGAUAGCAAAGCGUCUCUAGCUUGCAGUUUCCACAGUGCGAGGUAUAAUUAAGAGAUGGCAGGUGAGGGGAACUGUGGAGCUCAAGAUGAGAUCUGGAAGACCAACUAAAAUCUCAGAGAGAACAGCUCGUUUGCUGGUCAGGAAAGUAAAUCAAAACCCACAUUUGACUUCAAAAGACCUGCAAGAAUAUUUAGCAGAUGCAGUAGUGGUGGUGCACCCUUCCACUCUGCGGUGAUGUGUGAACAAACAAGACCUUCAUGGAAGAGUCUGAAGUAGAAAACCUUUCCUGCGUCCUCAUCAUAAAAUACAAUGACAAAAAUAUGCAACAGAACAUCUAGAGAAGCCUGAUGACUUCUGGAAACAAGUGCUGUGGACGGAUGAAGUUAAAAUAGAACUCUUUGGCCACAAUAAGCAAAGGUAUGUUUGGAGAAAAAAAGGAACAGCUUUUCAUGAAAAGAACACCUUGCCAACUGUGAAAUAUGGGGGUGGAUCCAUCAUGCUUUGGGGUUGUGUUGCAGCUAAUGGGACAGGAAACAUUGCUCAAGUGGAGGGAAGAAUAGAUUCCAUUAAAUACCAGCAAAUUCUGGAGGCAAAUAUCACAGCAUCCGUAAAAAAGCUGAAGCUGAAAAGAGGAUGGUUUCUACAGCAGGAUAAUAAUCCUAAACAUACCUCUAAAUCCACCAUGAAUUACCUCAAGAAACGCAAGAUGAAGGUUUUGGAAUGGCCUUCACAGUCUCCAGACUUAAACAUCAUUAAAAAUCUGUGGGUUGUUCUUAAAAGAGCUUUGCAUGCAAGACGACCCAAGAAUAUUGCAGAACUGGAAGCCUUUUGCAAGGAAGAAUGGGGGAAAAUUCCAAAGGAUAGAAUCCAGAGACUUGUAGUUGGCUAUAAAAAGCAUUUACAAGCUGUGAUAUCUGCCAGAGGGAGCUUACUAAGUACUGAAGGUACUGAUGCUGAAGGGUGCCCUGACAUUUGCACAUGCCAAAAAGAUGAUUUUUAUUUUUGUAAUUUUGUACUUUUUAUAAAAUAAAAAGUAACAGUGCAUUAAUGAUUUCUGAUAAUAUUGUCUUUUUUCCUAUUUACCAGAGAGACUAUAAAUGUCAAGGUUAAUUUUUUAGUAAAUAAACUAUGCUUUUUUUAAAGGGGUGCUCUGACUUUCACUUACAACUGUAUAUGACAUCCUUUUGCAGCCUAUCUAGAACCAGUUCUGAGAGUUGUUGGCUGUAAGUUUUGUGGUACUAUCAAAAAUCUCUUCUAAGUGACUUUUUUGUGUUUUGAAACCAUAGAAUUGGGAUGCUCGACUAAUGAUGGAGCGCUCUCGAGCGGUGAAAUGUCCUGAUAUCAGCACUCACUUGGCCGGAACCAAGAAAGUGCAGCAGGUUCUCGCCAGACCUGGAGUUCUGGAGAAGUUCUUCCCUAAUCAGCCAGAGGCAGUGGAGCUGAUCAGAGCAACAUUUGCUGGCCUCUACACUCUAGACAUGGUGAGAAAACAACACAAACGACAGUUAUUAUUGCUGUGGUCUUACAAAUGAACACGAUUAAAAAAAAAGGAACGUUUUCUCAGCUUUAACUAGUGUGCUUGCUGGUGCUCAGAGCUGUUGCUUUCAUGUUGUAUUUGUCUGCUUUAUAUAUCUUUUGUUGUGUUUGUUGUUGUUGUUGGUGUCUAUAGGGACCAGAGGGUGACAGGACAGUAGCAAUGGCUUUGGCAGCUCCAGACCGGUUUGUCUUAAAGCCACAGCGAGAGGGAGGAGGUAUGACAGAAACAUCUGAACAGAUGCUUUUCUCCAGCACAGCAAAUCCAAAACCACAGUUUUUGAUUUUCCUCAUCAAAUCUCAGAUGUGUCAAGAAAGUUUAAAGUCUAAAAAUUUUCUUGCAAAUCACUGAGAGCAAAGUCCAAGUCAUGAAGCAGCUGUGAUUGUUGUGUUGUCAGACUUUUUAAGAAGCCAUAAUAGACAUAAGCUCAGAUUUGACAGCUGUAAGCUCUUUUUGGCAUAUUGACCACUAGUGAUGUAACAAUGCAUCGUGAGACAAAAAUCGUUAAAAACGUUAAAAAUGUUAAAAAUGUGUGAUGAUUCAACUCGCCUGAAAUGAAAAACGAUUCGCGGUGCCCUUUUCAAAUAGCAGAGGGUGCAUUCAUGUGAUCAACGUCGUUAUGUGUUCAGCAUCUUGUGUCACUCACUCAUUCAGACAGAGCGGGGGACAUAAAGGGGGCUGCAAAUGAUUUUGAAAUCGAGGAAGCACAGACCAGUCUGGGUGUGAUUAAAUGCUAUCCUGAACAGCUACCAGCGGUGGCAGCCGUGCUUCUCAGCGCAGACUUCUGUUGAAAUGCCUGUGAAAUCAACUCACUGUGUAACUCAGAAAUCUGUGAUGCUGAGGACACUGUACGCACUCUUACCAUGUGUUUACACCAAGCGCAAAUUAAAUGAUUUACUUGCUUAAUUUGUGCGUAUCUAGAAGUGCAAAUAAAUAGUAUUUACUCGCUUUAUUCAGUGAAUGAAUUGCUCUAUCAUUUGCUCCAUUUGCGCGUUAUCAGAGUGCUUAAAAGCCGUGGAUACCAGAGAGGGGGAGAGUCUCCAUCAAACAUGGUAGGAGUUAAACACGUUCUGCUGAUUGCUGCUUUGUAUUUGUUGUGGAAGGCCCACAACCGUCAGAGAUGCCGGUGCUGCCGUGUCUUGGUGCAUCAUAUUCUCUCGAGGCGCACGCAGUUCUGGGAAUUUUACCAUCUCCAAGAGCUGUGCCUGGAUGGUGCUCGUUUCCAGCUGUAUUUUCGGGUUACCCAAACCCAAUUUAUUGAUUUAUUUUUUGUUGUUUAAGAUGAAACAUAAUUUCAGUUGCACUUUAAUAAGAGGGUGUAUGCACAUUGUAUUGCACAGUUUACUCUACCUCAGAGAAAUAUAAAGAGGACUCUCUAUAAUUUGAUGAAGAUAAGAGACAAUAUAAUUCGUAGUUAUACAUCUAAAUAAUAAAUGUGUGUUUUACAUUCACUGCAUAGGUUAUUUUGAAGUUACACCCUACUUCAGAAAUCUUUUUUUUUUCCUGAGAAAUAAUUAAAGGAAUCUUUUUCAGUCAUAAUUUGUCAGCACUAAUUCUGUUAACAAAAAUCAUAAGAAAAUUGUAUUGUCAACCCAGAAUUGUAUUGAAUCGGGAGUUGGAUGUAUCGUUACAGUCGUAUUGACCACCACAUCAUUGUGGUAAUAGGAUGUCUAGAAGAAGCAGCUGAUUUAGUCCAACAACAGUAUCUCACCUCCUGUAUAACCAGUCUUGUCUAGAAACUUGCUUUUCAUGUGUGUCAGUAAGUGAAAAGUUAAUUGGUGGCCUUAAGGGGUUCUGGUGGGUGAAUUUUUAGCCUUUGAAAGAACUAGACCAGCUGCUUUCCCAACAGUUCAGUAAGGUUUGUCAAGUUAUAUCUCACAAAUAAGUGAGGUAAGUCAACUGUUGUGGGCUAAAUAAGCCUCUUGUACUUGAACAUCUGCUGUACUGGCUUACACUAUGCUUUCCCAGGUAACAACAUCUACGGAUCAGAGAUCUGCCAAGUCCUGGAAGGGGUGAAGGAGGGUUCAGAGAGAACGGCUUAUAUUCUGAUGGAUAAGAUUAAUCCAGCACCGUCACAGAACUACCUGCUGAGACGAGACGCUCCUUUAAAAAUCAGCAACUGUCUCAGUGAACUGGGGGCCUUCGGAGCUUAUGUCAGGUGUGUUAUCACUUCUCAAAAGAAGAAAGGCAUUUUGAACACGAAUUCAACAUGAAAGGAAACUGUUAAUCUUUGAACAAUUACAUAAGUACUGUAUGAUGUCUCUGUUUGUUUUCUCACAGGCAAGGUAAUGACAUGGUGAUGAACGAGUGUGUGGGUCAUCUACUGAGGACUAAGAGUUCAGAGCAUUCAGACGGCGGUGUAGCAGCAGGAGUGGCAGUGCUGGACAAUCCUCUCCUCGUCUAGUAGUACUGCCCUGCUGGUGGACAACAGUCUCAUGGAGGUGUCACUCUGAAGGCAUAUUCUUAUUCAGCUUCGACAGUACGACAAACACACCGACAGUUUAGACCCAGUCACUGCUCAAAUCAUGAAGCUUUCAUUCUUCAAAUUCCUCCUAUCAUCGUAGGUGGUGUGGUAGAAAAAUGUGUUCAUGGUAUUUCCAAUGCAGCUGCCUGUAAUAACGACAUCAGAGCUCAAAGAGGAGUUUAUUAGCACCAUGACUGACCAUGAAGUUAUAUAAUCAUACAAAAUAAGUACCAUAACAUGAUUUUUUAAUUCAAAACUUGACUGUUUUUUAUUAAACAACUUCAAAACCAACUGUUUACCUUUUGAAUAGAGAACUGAGCCAAGGCUGAUCUUUUUGGAUAUCAGUGAAACAUUUACAACUCGAUAUCGUGGGCCUGAGUUGCCAUCUUGUGACUCUUUGAUGUCACUACAACAGGUUUGACCCCUGGAUGCAGUCAAAGCUCAUGCUACUACUACUACUGACACCACAGCGUAAUCAAUCACUCCUGAGCUGUUUUUUAACAAGUGUCGCAGAAGGUUUGAUGAAAAACUUUUGUCAAGAAUCAUUGAUGGUUGCAGAAAAAUACAGAAGCAAAGUUCAAAAUUAAUAUCAAUAACUUUGCUGCUCACAGUGUAAAUGAGAAAGAAGGAAAGUUUAUUAAGUGCCCUUACACAGAUGUUUUUGCAGUUCACUCUCUUCUAUUUAACAUCUUUGAAGAUGCUCUUCAUUUGACUUGAGUCAAAUAAAGAGCUGUGCUGAACUCUACUUUUUUAUGAUUGAGAUGAGCAAAUGAAAACAUUAAUGUUAAAUGUUAUCAUACAGAGUCAAGUAUCACUGAGAGGACUCAUUUUUAUAUUGUUGGGGUCAUCUUUUAUGCUGUUAGGUUUCAGAUGAGCUCUACAAACAUAAUUUAAGUAUUCCUGAUUUGAGGUACAAAUCUCUUUUUUGCAAAAACUGAUCGGUUGCUCAGUUUAAAUGUUGCUAAAUCAACAUCAUUACUACAGAUGAUAUCAGACUUUUAGUCAAAAUGUACAUACAGAUAACAUUGUGCUCCAACUUCUUUACCCAUGUUUGCUUUACCAAACAACUGUGGUUUAAAUAAUUUUUGAAACAUUUUAUAAAUAUAUAUAUAUAAAAAUUAUCACAUGAUAAAGUUGGACAUUUAUUUUUAUAGCACAUUUCUUGUGUUUAUUUUAAUUUGAGGUGUGUGAAUUUAGGGGGAAAAUAUUCAAAAGCCAUUUAGUAAUGCAAUUUUGAGAUUUUCUGAAUUUUUUUUUUGCCCAGUGAGGUUAUAUUAAAGACUAAUAGAGAAAGUUUUAUUUCAUCACAGGAUACUUUUUUGGGAUUUAUAAUGUUAAUAAGGUAUAGAGUGUGUGAUUUUUGUUUUUAUCUUAAUAUAUAUGAUGGUAAAUGUAGAACCAAAUGUUACUGGACCAAAAAACACAUGUUGAAUUAAUAAAUAAACUCUGUUUAUGUAGCU